AGCUCCGCCCCAGGCCGGCACGCGGCACCGCGCAGGCGCGGCGGCCAUUUCCGACGCGGUGGUGAAGGCUCGGGCGCGGCCGCAGCGCCCGGUUCUUGCCCGCCGGCUGGGCCUCGCCGCCCCCCGCCCGGCCCAGCGGUUGCCUCCGGCCCGCCGCCCGGUGCCGGUUCCCGUGCCCUGUGCUCUCCUGCCGGCGCGCUGCCCUCUGCCCGCGGCGCGUCCCCGGCACCAUGUCUCGAAGAUAUGACUCCAGAACUACCAUAUUUUCUCCGGAAGAUUUUGUCACUGUCCCCUGAGAAUGGAUAAUAUCCUGCGAGUGCAGUCACGCCUCUCCUUGUUAUUCUUGCACAUGCUGAAACAAGUCGCCUGUACCAGGUUGAGUAUGCCAUGGAGGCCAUCGGCCAUGCGGGCACUUGCCUGGGAAUCCUAGCAAACGAUGGAGUUCUGCUGGCAGCAGAGCGGCGCAACAUUCACAAGCUGCUCGAUGAAGUGUUUUUCUCAGAGAAGAUAUACAAACUUAAUGAGGAUAUGGCAUGCAGCGUUGCAGGAAUAACUUCAGAUGCCAAUGUUCUAACAAAUGAGCUGAGACUGAUUGCACAGAGGUAUUUGUUACAGUAUCAAGAGCCUAUUCCUUGUGAACAACUAGUAACAGCACUGUGUGAUAUCAAGCAGGCUUAUACACAGUUUGGAGGAAAACGUCCUUUUGGUGUUUCAUUGCUCUAUAUUGGCUGGGAUAAGCAUUAUGGAUUUCAGCUGUACCAAAGUGAUCCUAGUGGAAAUUAUGGAGGGUGGAAAGCCACAUGCAUUGGAAAUAAUAGUGCUGCAGCUGUGUCAAUGCUGAAGCAAGACUACAAAGAAGGGGAAAUGACCUUAAAGACUGCCCUGGCGUUGGCCAUUAAGGUUCUAAACAAGACCAUGGAUGUCAGCAAGCUCUCUGCUGAGAAAGUUGAAAUUGCAACACUGACAAGAGAGAACGGAAAGACAGUAAUAAGGGUUCUGAAGCAAAAGGAGGUGGAACAAUUGAUAAAACAACAUGAGGAGGAGGAAGCAAAAGCUGAACGUGAAAAGAAGGAGAAAGAACAAAAAGAGAAGGAUAAAUAGAAUAUGAAAUCAAGUGUUCUCUAGAUAAUAAAGGACCUGCUUCAGCAAAAGAUAAUCUGGAUUUUUGUGCUGUAGAAGCCUACAGCUAUGCCAUGGAGGACCCAGAAGUACCUUUGAUGAACCAGGUCCUUAGUCAUGAUUUAGAUAAUUAGUUUACUGCUCCUUACAUUGACCAAUAAUUGCUUUAAUUCUUGAACACUCUUUCUUUCAUCUUCUAUUUUUUAUUAUGGAAUAAAAUUUAAGAAGAAUA
Messenger RNA from Onychostruthus taczanowskii (white-rumped snowfinch), 1351 nucleotides. It is a transcript of the gene PSMA4, whose product is annotated as proteasome 20S subunit alpha 4. Gene Ontology annotation, biological process: ubiquitin-dependent protein catabolic process. The transcript is spliced from 10 exons. The record is from RefSeq and is a predicted model, not a curated record. The coding region runs from base 388 to 1101 and encodes 237 amino acids. Lineage: Eukaryota; Metazoa; Chordata; Aves; Passeriformes; Passeridae. Gene Ontology annotation, cellular component: proteasome core complex, alpha-subunit complex; proteasome core complex; nucleus.